CACACGUUUCACGCUUGUGUUAUCCGUGUUCCUCUCCUUCAUUCGACAGUGCCCUGUUCUUCAUCAUCUUCUCGGAGCAAGCACGGCACCACAGAGUUUAAGCUUCGAAUACCGUCUUUCCCGGAUUAGCAAGCCACGAAUUUUGGAGCACCCAAACUUUUACCCUUUUGAAGAGUAAAAGAAAAAAGCAUCGGCAACAAGCCAACAACUACCCCUUCGGAUUGGAUAGUGAACUGGGUUGGUAACGAUUUUUAGAAGCAGCUAGAAAGCCAUAAUCGUCGGAGUGCGAAAGUCACGAUCUUGGUAAUGCAAAUCUCAGGUGCUAUCAGUGAUGUAUUGGUGGUACUUCCACCUUCUGCAUCUCUUAGGCUGCCAGAAUUCCGCCACUUGAACACUUGUGCUGUUUCUGAUGCCAAGAACUUUAUUUCAAGUGGAUUUCUUAAAAGCUUUCCUUCUUGUUGCAACGCCAAGCACUAUAAUGAGCUUUACAGUUUCCGAAGUAGAGGCUUAGUUGCAAGAGCAUCUGCAGGUUCAAGUGAUAAUUUAGCACAUUUCGCUCCCCUCCAACUCGAAACACCCGUAGGUCAGCUUCUGGAACAAAUUUCGCAAACCCAUCCUCAUCUACUGCUAGCAACCAUUGAUCAGCAGCUAGAGAAUCUUCAAACCGCAAGAGAUGAGCAGAAGGAAGAAUCUUCUACUUCAUCUCAGGAUCCCCUUUACAAGAGGAUUGCUGAAGUUAAAGAGAAAGAAAAGCGUACAACUUUGGAAGAGAUCAUGUACUGCUUGGUUGUAAAUAAGUUUUUGGAAAACAACAUUUCAAUGAUUCCAAAGAUCUCAGCGACAUCAGAUCCUACCGGCCGAGUGGAUUUCUGGCCAAACCAAGAGCUGAAGCUAGAAGCUGUUCAUUCUACGGAGGCAUUCGAGAUGAUCCAGAGUCACUUGUCUUUAGUACUAGGCGAAAGGCUCGUUGGACCUCUUCAGACAAUUGUUCAGAUUAGUAAAAUUAAGCUCGGAAAGCUCUAUGCCGCUUCGAUAAUGUAUGGAUACUUUCUCAAGCGAGUUGAUGAGAGGUAUCAGCUUGAAAGGACAAUGGGAACCCUCCCAAAGGACUUUGGUAAAGCCAAUGUAAGUUUCGACGAACCGGCGCCGCCUUCAAACCAGCUCUGGGACCCUGAUUCCUUGAUCACAAUUCGUGCUUUUGAUGAUGUUUAUAGUGAUGGGGACUACAUGGAAAAUGAAGAAGGCAAAUCAUACCGGUUGAGAUCUUAUGUGAUGCAGUUGGACAGUGAGACACUUCAGAGACUUGCCACUAUCCGGUCGAAGGAAGCUAUGUCGUUGAUCGAAAAGCAAACUCAGGCCUUGUUUGGAAGGCCUGACAUCAGAGUUUCUGAGGAUGGUUCAAUUGAAACUCCCAAUGAUGAAGUGCUUUCAAUUGCAUUCUCAGGGUUGACCAUGUUAGUUUUGGAAGCUGUUGCAUUUGGAUCAUUCCUAUGGGAUGCAGAAAACUAUGUUGAAUUGAAAUACCCUUUUCUCAAUAACUAGAAAGAUUGUUUGUAUAAGAGUAUAAAUUCUUUUUGCUGCACAGUUUAGACAGUAAGGAAUGUAAAUGUGUUGAUGCAUGGAGCUUUUUAUAACAUAAAUAUAUUUUACUUGAUGUUCUGGUCACCAAA
Molecule: messenger RNA, 1670 nt
Organism: Arachis ipaensis
Lineage: Eukaryota; Viridiplantae; Streptophyta; Magnoliopsida; Fabales; Fabaceae
Product: beta-casein (DUF760)
Source: RefSeq, a predicted model, not a curated record